AUGACGCGCGGCGCCCUGCUCCUGCUCGUCCUCGCCACCGGCGCGCCGGAGGGCGGUGCCACUGCAGUCAGUGCCAACCCGGUCAGGAAGGUCGUCCAGAUGCUGCAGGCCAUGCAGGCAAAGGUUACGGCCGAGGGGGAGACAGAGGCUGAAUUGUUCGAGAAGUUCAUGUGCUAUUGUAAGACGGGCUCUGGCGACCUCUCCAAGAGCAUCGGAGAUGCCGAAACCAAGAUCCCCCAGUUGUCCAGCGAGCUAAAGGAUUCCGAGGCCUCGUUGGCAGAGACGAAGGAGGGUCUCAAGCAGGACCAAGAGGACCGCUCUGCCGCCAAGGCGGCCAUCGCAGAGGCAACUGGCAUCCGGCACAAGGAAAAUGCCGCAUUCGUCGCCGCCAAGGAUGAGUACGUUGCCAACAUUGACGCGAUCCUGAAGGCGGUGGCGGCUCUGGAGAAGGGGAUCGCGGGCUCCUUCCUGCAGACUCGUUCGGCCAGCGUCCUCCAGAAGAUCUUGAAGUCCCGCGCAACCCAGGACAUGCUCGAGGAGGACAGGCAGACGCUGCUGUCGUUCCUGUCUGGCGGCGGCAACCCCUUCUCGCAGGGGUACGCCCCGCAGAGCGGCCAGAUCGUCGGGCUGCUGAAGCAGCUGGGGGACAACAUGGCGACCAGCCUGGCCACCAGCAUGAUAGCGGAGGAGAAAGCGGUCUUUACGUUCGGCGAGCUGUUGAAGGCCAAGACGGCCGAGGUGGACUCCUUGACGGAAGCCAUCGAGGCCAAGACUACGAAGAUCGGCGACCUCGGCGUCGCCAUUGUGCAGAUCAAGGACGACAUCGACGACACGUCUGGGGCGCUCACCGAGGACCGCGCCUUCCUGAAGGAGCUGGAGAAGGGGUGCGACACGAAGGCCGCGGAGUGGGAGCAGCGCAAGAAGACACGCGCCGCCGAGCUGCUGGCCCUCGCCGAGACGAUCAAGAUUCUGAACGACGACGAUGCUCUGGAGCUGUUCAAGAAGACCCUGCCUGCCCCUGGCGUCGGCCUCGUGCAGAUGGGCGUGACCCAGGCUGCCGUGCGCAAGCAGGCGCUGGCCGCAGUGCAGGCAGCCCGCCGCACGGACCGCCAGGGUCACGCGAAGCUCGAUCUCAUCAUGCUCUCGCUGUCUGGCCGCAAGGUGUCUUUCGAGAAGGUCAUCAAGAUGAUCGACGACAUGAUUGUCAUGCUGAAGGAUGAGCAGCUUGACGACGAGCACAAGAAGGAGUAUUGCGAGCUUCAGUUCGACGAGUCCGAUGACAAGAAGAAGUCCCUCGAGUUCACGCUGGAGAAGACCGAGACCUCCAUCGAGAAGACCGAGAGCGGCAUCGCCCAGGCCAAGGAGGACAUCGCCACCCUCACCGCCUCGAUCAAGGCGCUCGACGAGGCCGUUGCCGAGGCCACCGCACAGCGGAAAGCCGAGAACGAGGAGUACAAGGCGCUCAUGGCCUCGGACUCUGCCGCCAAAGAGCUGCUGGAGAUCGCCAGGAAUCGUCUCAACCAGUUCUAUCCAGCAUCCCACCACGCCUCGACGUGCCAUGGGGGUACGGUCGCGGACAACCCCUCCCUGUACACGCCCCCCGCCAAGACGGAGCUGUCGAAGGAGAGCCGCAUCGUGGUGAGCAUGGGCAACCCCGACGGCAUCGUGACCACCACGCAGCCCGGCGGCAUCGCCAACACGGGCGUCACGGUCUUCGCGCAGGUCUCCGCGCACCGCCGGGCGGCAGGCGAGGUGGCCCCGCCGCCGGCGCCGGAGACCUGGGACGCGUACGCGAACAAGGGGCAGGAGAGCACAGGCGUGAUCGCGAUGAUCGACCUGCUCAUCAAGGACCUCGACACCGAGAUGCAGGAGGCGGAGACCGACGAGAAGGAGUCGCAGAAGGACUACGAGGCAAUGAUGGGGGAGUCGGCGAAGAAGCGCGCCGAGGACUCCAAGUCGCUGGCUGACAAGGAAAAGUUGAAAGCGGACCUCGGGAUGGACCUCUCCGAGCUCAAGCGGACCAAGCUCGCGACGUUCAAGGAACUUCAGGCAACCAUGAAGUACAUCGCCUCCCUGCACGCCGAAUGCGAUUGGCUUAUGCAAUUCUUCGAGGUGCGCAAGGAGGCGCGCAACGGAGAGAUCAAGUCUCUGAUGGAUGCCAAAGCCGUACUUAGCGGAGCAGGCUACUCCCUACUUGAGAAGGAUGCCCGCCACGGCUUCCUUCGCAAGGCGUGA
This is a messenger RNA of Prorocentrum cordatum, 2235 nucleotides long. Lineage: Eukaryota; Dinophyceae; Prorocentrales; Prorocentraceae. The record is from the annotation of a GenBank genome assembly.